Fusarium coffeatum is the source of this 2121-nucleotide messenger RNA. RefSeq lists its product as uncharacterized. The coding region runs from base 1 to 2121 and encodes 706 amino acids. The transcript has a single exon. Gene Ontology annotation, biological process: DNA-templated transcription; regulation of DNA-templated transcription. The record is from RefSeq and is a predicted model, not a curated record. NCBI's taxonomy places the organism in Eukaryota, Fungi, Ascomycota, Sordariomycetes, Hypocreales, Nectriaceae. Gene Ontology annotation, molecular function: DNA-binding transcription factor activity, RNA polymerase II-specific; zinc ion binding; DNA binding.
AUGAGCUCCCGAGAAGGCCGUCCAGCCAAAGUGCUCAGUUGCUCCAACUGUCGCACACGCAAAAUUAAAUGCGACAAGAUUCAACCGUUCUGCGGACAAUGUUCUCGAUUUGGGCUCGACUGUGUAUUUCCUUCAAGAAAACCAACCAGGCGCGCUCCGAGACCCCGUCAGAGUGAACUGCUUGAUAGGAUCAGUCGUCUUGAAAACAUCGUCAAUCAAGCUGACCCCGCCAAAUUGAAGCAGUUGGAUGAGGAGAAUAUUCAGUCUCCACCAGGUACAACUUCUUUGUCCGCCACCUUGGAUGAUCACUGUGAUGAGUCCCAGGCUGUAGCUACUCAGGCUGCUAAUGUAGAGGCUGGAGAGCAGUAUCUCAGCUCAGGUUUCUGGGGGAACCUGUGUGCUGAGGUUGAGGGCAUUCGACAAGCGUUGAACCAGCCCUCUGAGGAGAGUGACGAUGAGGAGGAGGGUGAAAGCCCGGAGUCUCUGGACACUCCCUCCACGGGUCCGUCGGGAUAUUUGCUUGGAAAUUCCGAUUACAGCUCGCGGCAGCCAUUAAUACAUCCUCACCCGAAUAUGAUGAUACGACUCUGGACAAUCUAUUCACGCAAUGUCGAUCCUCUCAUGAAGAUUCUACACCGUCCGACCAUGGGCAAGCAUUUCCAAGCUUACAUCGAGUCACCAUCAACUCACCGAUUUACUCCAGAAAUCAACGCUGUUAUGUUUGCUAUAUACUUUUGCGCAGCCGCUUGUUUGACACCAGAAUCUUGUUUCAAGCAGCUGGGGGAGAGUAAAGAGGUUCUUACAAGACGAUACCGCGUGUCUGUGGAACGAGCGCUUGCCGAGGCAGACUAUCUCAGUACCACCAAGCUCGAAACUCUACAAGCACUCACGCUUUAUACCAGCAUGAUUCGUGUGCAUCUGCAUGACCGGACGUGUUGGGUUCUCACAUCACUGGUUGUCCGUAUUGCUCAAGGUCAAAACCUUCAUCGGGACGGUGACGGCCACCGUUUUACACCGUUUGUGGCCGAGAUGAGAAGACGUCUAUGGCACUUCAUCGUUGUUCUUGAUAUCCGUGGCUCCGAAGACAGAGGCUCGGGUUCAACACUUGUCCGAUCUAGUUGGGAUACCAUAGAGCCUACACCGAUUGAUGACGUUGACUUUGGCCCUGACUCGCCUGGGCCUCUGAUCUCCAAGUCAACGCCUGCCGACAAUGUUGUUUGUCUGUGUACAGCCAUGUGCUCAAGUAUCUUUGGAUUUCUUUCUCAUCCACGAUACAGUUCAAAAGGCGAACCCGAACACUUCCUGUACACAGAAGAUCAGCUUAUAUCUCACAUCCGUCAACUGGAGAACUCCUUCAUCCAUACCGCCAGACCCUCUCAUCUUCCUUCUGUCUACGCUGCCGAGAUCGCCCGUAUUGUCAUUCUCAAGCUCUGGCUCAACAUCCAAUACCCGUUCAACGGUGGCCCGGCUCCCGAUAGGCCUCGUGUGUCCAAGGAGACCAUGCUACGUACUGCAAUCUCUAUCAUCGAGCUGCGCGAGCGAAUGACGAAGAACCAAUGGGAGGACCGAUUCGCUUGGUGGACAGACACCUAUGUGCAAUGGCAUCCCCUGGCAGUUGCAUUAGCUGAGCUUUGCGUGCAAACCGAGGGAGAAUUGGUAGAAAAGGCAUGGGUUGUUGUCGAGAGAACGUUCCCUUCAUCACGAGAGCACAUUGCAGACACAGCCAAAGGUUCGCUUUGGAGACCUAUCAAAAAACUUUUGAAGAAGGCGAGAGCCGCAAGAACAGAAGCGCUGCUGAAGCAGAUGGACCUCAAUGGCAACUUGGAUCUGAACCCUGCAGUGUCUUUCAUGCCUCCGAAUAUGGAUAUGCCUCAGCCGUUGCAGUUUAACCCAGCUCAACAGAUGACAAACAUCCCGGUGUCAGGGCCAGGCAUGACGCAGCAGUACGACACGAGCAGUAUGAACCCUUCAAUACUGUUCGAUCCGCCAGAGGUUUUGAACCUCGACUUUGGAAUGGGGUUAGAGCAAGGUGUGCCUAUGGAAUGGUCAUACUGGACAGAGUUUUUCAACGAUACACAGAUGGAGACUUCUCCAGGAAGCGGGACAGGCGAAUCUUUGUAA